AUGCUGCAGAGGAGCGACUCCCACGAAAACCUAGUCGCCCCGAGCCCCAUUGUCCCAACCUGUCGACCGAGUUCCCAGAUCCCCAGGAGCGGAUACACCGCCGCCGCCAUGUCGGCGACUCCCCAACCCCAACCCCAACCCCAUACUCACGACGAGAUGCGGUCGUCCGAAUCGAUCGACAUGCGAAGUGACAGCGUCACCGACUUUGUAAAAUUUAUCGAAGCUCCAAUCCCACCCAACGGAUCUACUGGAGCGCGCGACAUGAUCAAAGCGGGUCAACGACGCCUGCGACAACUCGCCCAGCGGCCGAAAAAGACCACCGACCCAAGAGUCAAAGCUGAGGAGGCGGCUCGCCAAUUGGCUGCCCUUCAAGAAGGAGGGUUCCUGCCGUCAGCUGUACAUCCUCCUGUCAGUCUCCCGCGGCGGUCCGGCCAUAAGAAAAGCCUGGACUCGAGCAGAUCUUCGUCGCGGUCAAUUUCCAAUCUCAGUUUCAAGUCCACUUCCAGGAGGGAUGUAGAAAUCAUCGGACAGCCAUGGCUGACGGACCCACUCGAGAAAAAAGAUAGCAAGCAACUUUCUUCGGUGGAUCUACGGCAGUUGACGUCUUUGGUCGAGUCCGCGGUGUCACUUCCUCCACAGCUCGAUGACACCAGUCCCCCACCCUAUCAGCCACCGACCCCAGCAAAGGAUCCCCGUCGUGAUAUGCGGCAUUUGACCCAGCCUGCAGCUCCCCAAGACACUGUCGCCGAUAUAACCCCCGGGCCAGAUGAACGCCAUUUAGCCGAAGAGAAAAGCAUAUCCAGCGCCGACUCCCAGGACCAGACUGAACUCAGUGAACGGAAAGAGCCUUCUGUGUUAUCUUCCUCUGAGAAUAGUUCAAGUGAAGGCAAAAUGCCAGGCCAGAAGAACCGGCUCAAUCCUAGGCCAAAUGCGAGCACGAAAACAACAGAACUCCCAAUAAGCACCGAAGCAGCCAAACCCCUAUCCUCCACCUCGUCAGCAAGCAUGCAGACUUCCACAAGUCAGCCCGCACCGUCCCUGAAGCUUUUCCCUGAUACAAUGCCUCCGCGCAUGUCGAGUAAAAACGCCUGGCGCAUCUCCAAUGUUCGGCCGCUGGCUCUCAAUAGGCCUCUCCCUGCUGCUCCGGACUCAAAGCGGGCUAGCAUUGAGCUCAAUGCUGAGCGUCCCAAACCAGCAGAUAAACCGCUCCCCAAAGAACAUAGUGUCGCUCGAAAGGCACCCGAAUCGAGACAUUCCACCCCCAUGGAUACUCGAAAGUCAGGCAACGAUCCCAUGAAGGGCCCAGUGAGCGAGGUAUUUCCGCCCAAGAAGAGUUCCCGCCGCCCUUCCUCCCUCCCGAUGGGUACAAUUGACGCGUUCCCUCUUCCGGCACCCAUGAGACCGUUGCCUUCAUUACCCGAGUCAACUCCCGCGAUUACAAUUUGUGAUCGAAGCGCAGCAGACAAGCCGGCGUCUCCGGAAAGACUGGUGUUGGAUGGGAAGAACCAUCCGGCUGCUCCUGUGCAAGCUGAACCAACCACAUCAGACAUAGCAAGUGAGCCGUUGGUUUCAUUCGUGAGGGCAGGUCAAAGUCGGGCGGAGAGGGUUCAUGCAUUGAAGAUGAGGGACUUGUCGGCGAGUCGUAUCUACCUGAAAGACCCGGAAAAACCUGAAGAGGGGGGUGAACAGGUUACCCAAUCGGAGAAAUACUCGCAGGAAACAGCUCCCGAUCGUGCGCAAACAAUACCCCCGAACCAUGAGCUGGAAAGCCCAACCGAUGGUCCCAGAAGGUAUCAGAGGAAGGUCGCUUCGGAACCGCCGUCCCCUCCUCCCCUCUCACCUCCUCCAUCCAAGCCAUCAAGGCAUCUCGCCACCCAGUCUAUCGGCAGGCGAUACUGCUCCACGCCUAUUUCCUCCCUCACGGAAUCAGUCAGAGAUAGCGAUUUGUUUAUACAGCCUCUUUCGGAAACCCCCUCCCAAGAACAGUGGAGCAGCAGCACUGGGAGCAGAGAUGCCACAGCCGAGAGAGCGAGCAAGGAGCCAGUCAAUAAAUCCGAGAUGCCCAUCCCAUCUUCAGACGACGAUUGUACCGGUGGAAGUACGCAUAACCGAACGCAACCAACUUCCGGCAAGCGUCGACGGGUAAAGCCUGAGCCUCUCACACUGGGUGAGCCUUCAUCGCGCAAGGGGCGCACAGGGAAGAAGGUUUCUGACUACGGAUUCCCAUUGACGCCCAUGGAUCCCCGGGCUCGUAUGUUCGAUGGGGCUUCACCGCAGUCAUACCGCUCCCACAGCACACAUAAUUCCCACGACUCUCGGAGCUCCAACCACCACCACCACCAAUAUUUGCACAUAAUACAGUCGCUCGAAGGGCGCGUUGCGCACCUUGAACGACACAACAAGGUCCUCCAGGCUGCUCUCCUCGCGGCUUUGGACGUGGGCAUGAAGGAGAAUCUCGAGAGCGUGCUGGGCGGGUCAGCUACUUCGCUAUCCACUUCAUCGAUCACCCCACCCACAGGACGGUCUUUCUCCUCUGCCACGAACGGCUCCAGCUUGGACGGCUCCGUCGCAGACGACCGCAAAUACGCGCGCUCCAGGCAGCAGCAGCCUCCUUUCCGGCCCACCAGCUGGAUCGCCAGCCCCGAAUCCAGCCGCCGGGGCAGCUACGACUCGGACGACAGUGCCCAUGUCCGGGAGCUGGAGGACAUGAUCGAGGACUUCGACUUUGACUGGACGUCAGACAAGUCGGACCCUCAGCAACAACAACAAUCAAGACCCCGGGCGUUCCAAACCUAG
Aspergillus heteromorphus CBS 117.55 is the source of this 2796-nucleotide messenger RNA. RefSeq lists its product as uncharacterized. Bases 1 to 2796 code for a protein of 931 amino acids. The transcript is spliced from 2 exons. The record is from RefSeq and is a predicted model, not a curated record. NCBI's taxonomy places the organism in Eukaryota, Fungi, Ascomycota, Eurotiomycetes, Eurotiales, Aspergillaceae.